Ictalurus punctatus (channel catfish) is the source of this 5036-nucleotide messenger RNA. RefSeq names its product forkhead box O6 a (gene foxo6a). Lineage: Eukaryota; Metazoa; Chordata; Actinopteri; Siluriformes; Ictaluridae. Gene Ontology annotation, cellular component: nucleus. Gene Ontology annotation, molecular function: RNA polymerase II cis-regulatory region sequence-specific DNA binding; DNA-binding transcription factor activity, RNA polymerase II-specific. The transcript has 2 exons. The record is from RefSeq and is a predicted model, not a curated record. Gene Ontology annotation, biological process: regulation of transcription by RNA polymerase II. Bases 916 to 2979 code for a protein of 687 amino acids.
UUCAUCACCCAAAGCUCAUGAGUGUAAAUCUGGGAUUUGUUUGACGAAGAUGUACAGACCGUCAUCGAUCGAAACAUCUUAAAGCAUUUGUUCAACGUUAAUCUCCUCCAUCGCAAUAGGUGGGCAUGGCCUCGCACCCUCCUCACUGGCCAAUUAUGGGCGAGCUGCAUUUCUUCAACUCCACACCGCCGGUGCGUCAUCCUUCUACAACCGCCAAAAGGGCCGAGCGUAGCGGCGCGUGAACGGGAUCUCAACGGACCAAAGUGAUCCAUUGAAGAGAGGAAGACCUGCUCAGGCGAUAAAGAGCCUUUUAAACUGAGCUUUUAAACUAAGAGGAACCUGGACUGGAUUUGAGCCACGCAGUUGUCUCCAUACACAGGCUAAUAAUGAACGCAUGACUGUGCAUACUCCACUCAGACUGAAGAAUUUCUAAUGAAGGCAUUUCGCUCUGUUCAGUGGCCAUGGCAUAAUGAUUCAUCGAGGACUUCUCCACACUUGACCUUCUUAAUAGAAAGUAAAGAUGCAACUUUUCAGAGCGCUUAGGAUCAAUCACAGCCUGGUCGCAUCAUAGAUAUCAUCUGUUGCUGCAGCCGGUUUAAUUAAAAGCACAAACAGAUUACAAAGCUCUUCAAAUCACUGAGUGCAUUUAAUCUGGACUGACUGUAGCGUGAAUGUGCUUGGUGGAUUCAUUUAACUCUUCGUAUUGUCAUUUUAGCAGGGGAAAAUGGAAUGUCUAAUAUUGUCUAAUCGAAUAUCGUUUCUACGUGUCGGUUUCUGAGAGCUGUCAGUUGGAGAUGCCGCGUUUCUUCGCUUGCCGGUUCACUGUCCUCCCACUGAAGUAGACAUUUCGGCUCAGGUGUCGGAUAGUGUGGACGCCGCGGAGUCACGCUUCCAUCGAAUUUAUUGCUGUGGACGAUGAUGGUGGAGGACGAGGAGCUGGAUGCGCGUGCACUUGACCUGGACUCGGACUUAGAGCCGCGCAGCCGGCCGCGCUCGUGCACCUGGCCACUGCCGUGUCCUGAGGACUUCCCCGCGGCCGUAGAGCUCAACGGAGCUCCUUGUCCACUGCUGAAGACAGAAGCCGAGAUCGGCCCGCCGUGCAGAUCAGGGAGGAAGAGUGUGAACCCCGCCGAGGUGAAGCGCGAACCCGGAGCCACGCCGUUGCCAUGUCUGAGCGGCGCUGCACUCGAUGUCGCCGGGCAGCUGCGCAAAGCCAAGUCCUCACGACGCAACGCGUGGGGGAACCUAUCAUACGCGGACCUGAUCACCCGCGCCAUCGAGAGCACGCCCGAGAAAAGGCUCACCCUGUCGCAGAUAUACGAAUGGAUGGUGCGAUACGUACCUUAUUUCAAAGAUAAAGGAGACAGCAACAGCUCGGCCGGAUGGAAGAACUCUAUACGCCACAAUCUGUCACUCCACACCCGCUUCAUCAGGGUGCAGAACGAAGGCACGGGGAAGAGUUCCUGGUGGAUGCUGAACCCUGAAGGGAGUAAGGCUGGGAAAGCUCCCCGUCGACGUGCAGUCUCAAUGGACAACAGCACUAAGUACCUGAAGUGCAAAGGCCGUGUAAACCGCAAGAAGGUGGUAGGCAGAGCAGUGGUAGGCACAGUGGGGCAGGGAUUUCAUGGCUCCCCAGAGCAGGCUAGUCCAACAGGGAAGCCUGUCACAGGACCAACAGGUGUUGGGGAGGAGUUUGAGGCAUGGACUGAUCUCCACUCUCGGACUAGCUCUGCAGCCUCCACAUUGAGUCUGUCACCCAUUAUGGUAGAGGAGGAGUUAGAAAACCCAGAGGAGGGUAGGUUGUCCUGCUCCACUUCCCCACAUAUCUACCCCAGUCCCUCCAGCACUCGCUCGCCUGUGGCACAUUGUCCACCUGUGGAACUGCCACAGCUAGCGGACCUCACCGGAGCCAUCAGCUUGGAAGAAGGUUACCACCACCAACAGCCCUCAUGCCACAAGCGCCCUCCCUACCACUACAGCAGUGGGUCAAAAGUUCAGGGCUCCUACAGUAGCCCAGCCUAUGGACAAACAGGCAUGGGCAUGCUGUGCCAUCAAACACCAUUGCAGACUAUCCAGGAAAAUAAGGCCUCCAGCUUUUCUGGCAACAUGCAGACUUACUCAGGCACAAACACCCUGCAGAGUCUACUUACUGGAGGCUCACAGUACUGUGCUAAGGACAUGUUACUUGGCCAGGAACAUGAGCCCAUGAUGGUUCCUUCCAGCAGUAUGGUGGGCACUUGUCAUAACCAUAACUCUGGGCACACCCACAAUGGCACACAUGAUCAUAACCCUGCUCACAGCCACAACAGCACCCACAGUCUCAACCAAUCACACAGCCACAGCUCUGGUUCAAGCAUAACCAAUAACCCCACUCAUAGCCACAGCAUGAAUCAUAGCAUGAGUCACAGACUGGGCCAGAACCAUCAGCCUCAAAGCCAUGCUGUCCUUGCCCAACCCAUCAGUGGCCUAAUGCAGUCAUACAGCCAUAAAGCUCCAUACUUGUACAGUCCUCCAGCCCAUGCACACCUUCCUGCCUCAACCACACUGCCCCCAAACCCUGCUGGAAUGCAGGGCAUCUCUCAGGACUCUUGCCACCUAGCCACUGCCCCACACCCUCACCCCCGCUACAGCGCCACAUACCCAGGUCCACACCAGCAGGCAGUGGCUGAUGGACCAUACCAUCAAGCUCAGGGAAUGGGGGGAGGAGGCAGUGGUUACCAAGGGUACCACCAACCCCAACAUGGUUACCCUCAUGAGCGGCUACCAGCAGACCUAGAUCUGGACAUUUUUCAUGGCAGCUUGGACUGUGAUGUUGAGUCUGUUCUCCUCCAUGACAUGAUGGACUCAACAGAGGAGAUGGACUUUAAUUUUGACUGCUCUCUUGUGCAGGGGAUGGGUGUUGGGAUGGGCAUGGGCAUGAGCAUGGGACUUGCAGGCCCACAACAGAGCCACAGUAACCAGAGUUGGGUGCCUGGCUAAGAAGCAAUGCUUUCCUAUGAACAUUAUAAGAGAUCAAACUACCUUUAGGCCUGCUUAGAGCGGGGCGCACCGCUUCCUUUACAGGGAGAUGCACUGUGCGUGACAAAAAUCAAGAUGAAAAACCAUAGUUUCAGUUUCUAAGUUUUGUCUUACUCUGCCUGCUCAUCUCUGUUUCUUUUCUGAAAUGGCCCUCUUUUAGACUCUUUCUGCUUAAUGUUAACCCUUUGCUCUUGCCGAAUGAACCGUGAUGACAAUCUCAAUUGUGUUACCCAACAUUGCCUUCUUCUCCAGUCAAAACUAAAUGCUUGAGCACUUUAACUGCGUAAAACAAAUCCAUUUCUUACUCUGACAAUGUUGAGUUGUUGCCUGGAUGGCAGUAUCUGUAGCUGGCCUGUUUCAUUCAAUUAUGGGUCCAGUAUGCAGAAAAAAUUAACAGAUUUUUUUUAUUCAAAGAGGUUAUUCAGCUUGCAUAAUAAACCAAUUGAAAAGUCCAAAUUUUUCAACUGGGUGGAAUUUCUGAUAGUUAUUUUCUUGAACGACCUUAUGGACAUCUGUUGGAAUAAAAACAAUCAGGCAGUGAUUCCUAUUUUCUCCCCCCUCUUUCUCACUCUAAUUCUCUCAGUGAGAGAUGUUAGAACUCACUCACCUUUUUUUCUCACCGAUAGGUUCAGCUCCCCUGCCAGCCCAGACUGGCCCAUCAUCCUUCACUUGCCCAUUAACGGCUUGAUUGAAAUUCAGCGUCUUGUUUUUAAUCUCCAAAGUGAUGCUGCAGUGAUGCAUCAUUAUUGCAGAUUGAAUACCCCCCACCCCACCCACCCCAUCACUAGGUCUCGCUUCUCUCUCACAUAUGUUGAGUGAUGGGCAUGAUUAACACAGUCAUCCAGCACACAGCAAGUCAGUACAACUGUCUGUUUGUCCAUAAUCGGACACACACUCACACAAAAAUAAUUUGUAAUAGAAAGAGCAAGGCAUUAGCUUCUAUUAUUUUCAUUUAUUAAAUUGUUAGAGUCCCUUAAUGGCAGUUUGGUCUUUCUUGUGCGUGCCGAAAAUGGGAAGUGUUGUAUUAUAAUCCCAUGUGAUGUUUAAUUUUGAGGUGCUAUGAGAUAGACAUGCAUUAUUUUUUUUAGCAUUAUUUUUGAUUUUAUAUGUCAGUAAUCAGAGAUGAAAAUGACAAAAAUAAAUAAAUCAGGUAAACAUCAACAUAGCCUAGGAUUUUGCCUUAUUUUCUGUGUUGUAAAAAAAUGGGGGAAAAAUGAAAACGGAAAAAGGCCUGCAGUGAUUUGUGGCAGUGGCUACGUCAGUGAAAGAACCAUUCUCUCUAUAAUGACUCCUCUUUCCUUCUCCUUCUGUAUGGGUGUGUGUGUGUGUGUGUGCGUGCGCGUGCGUGUGUGUGUGUGUGUGUCUGUGUGGGUGUGUGUGGUCUCUAUAGCUACAGCUCCUUCUAAACUUGCUCCUUUCCUCCUUAAGUACGGAUGUGCUCUAUAAAGCAGUCGGGAGGGAAAUGGGGCAUGUCAUUAUGGCAAAAGGUCAAGGAUAACUUACUCCAUCAACCCUUCCACUCAAAUAAAGCUACUCAGCUGGCCCGAUUUUUGUGACGCUAAUCCAUAACCCAGUGGGAUAUCCUUAGUACAAUUUUUGUUGUCAUGAUUUAAUAUUUGCCCCUGUCCUCUGAUAUGUCAGACUCCACACUGCUUUCUCUGCUUUGCCUAUUAACCAUAAUCUUGUGCAAGCUGUCACUGCAGUACCAGCUACCUUGAUUCAUCAGACAUGCUUAAAAGAAGCCGUGUUAAUGCAGAUAUCAGAAUAGUAAGCUCUAAUAUUAAAUAUUUAAUAUAUAACAGCAGUCUUAUAAUGUUAUUGUAUGGAAGUGAGGACUAACUACAGGUGCCUCCUUCCUUCAUUUUGUGUGUUUAAGGGAUUGCUCUUUCUUUACUGUUCCAUGACCUUUAAUUUUGUAUAAAAAUCUAUAUAUUGAGAAUAUUGUAUUAAGUUUUUAAAGAUGAAAAAGGAUAUCUCUUUCAUUGUUUCUUUUUUUUAAGAGAAUGUAUCUCAUCAUU